Molecule: messenger RNA, 2942 nt
Organism: Stegodyphus dumicola
Lineage: Eukaryota; Metazoa; Arthropoda; Arachnida; Araneae; Eresidae
Product: phospholipid-transporting ATPase ABCA3-like
Biological process (GO): lipid transport; transmembrane transport
Cellular component (GO): intracellular membrane-bounded organelle; membrane
Molecular function (GO): lipid carrier activity; ABC-type transporter activity; ATP binding
Source: RefSeq, a predicted model, not a curated record
AGGAGUUACAGCUCCAGUAUAUUGGCUAUCUAUGUUCAUAUGGGAUUGGUUUAUGCAGUUCAUUGUUUGCCUACUCCUACUUAUACCGUUAGCCAUAUUUAAUUUUCCUGUAUUCUCAUUUUGAGCCAGUAGGCAUUCUAAUUCUUCUGACAAUGAUGUAUGGAUGGGCAUCUAUACCAUUCAGCUAUUUGUUUACUUUCCGUUUUAAGAAAAGUACUUCUGGCUUUUCAAUUCUCGUGAUGAUUUCUGUUAUAACUGGAGUAAUCAUCGCUACAACGUUGAAUGCCUUGAAAAUACUCGCCGACAGCUAUCACUAUGAAGUUUUUCCUCUUGAAGUGGGACUUUGGAUCCUUCGAAUUUUUCCAAGCUUUUGCAUAUCUUCUGGUUUUUCUAAACUAUUUGCUAUAGCCUACAACAUUGGAAUAUGCUAUGAUGUACCAAAAAAGGAUCUGGACUUCUUGUGUUCGGUUAAGGCUAACUCUGAAGAUUUCGCUAACACCUGUUGUAAAGAUUCUUGCAAAAGUAACUGCUUCAAACAAUACUUAGAAUGGGAUUACAGUACAUGCGCUCAUGACAUCAUGAUGCUAUUCUUAGACGGUAUCAUAUAUUUCUGCUGUCUCCUUGCUCUAGAAGCUCGUACAAUGGAGAAAUGGUUAUCAAAGCAUAAAAAGCAGCAAUCAGGAUACGGGACACCAGUGGAACGCGAAGUUCCUCUUACCCGUACAGAAGAAGAUUCUGAUGUUAUUUCUGAAGAGGAACGAGUACUCAGCACUCAUUCCAAUGACUCUGCGCAUGAAGCUCUAACGGUGUAUAAUUUAAGUAAAAUGUUUAAGAAUUUGUGUGCUGUUGAUCGUCUGACGUUCGGAAUUCAUGAAGGAGAAUGUUUUGGACUUCUUGGCGUAAAUGGAUCUGGCAAGACAACCACGUUCAGAAUGCUUACAGGGGACUGUAUUCCCAGUGAGGGUAAUGCUGUCAUUAAGAACUUUGCUUUGAUGGCAGAUUUAAAAAAGUUCCAGUCUUGCAUUGGAUAUUGUCCUCAGUUGGACAUCAAUACGGAUUAUUUGACUGGUCGAGAAGUGCUUAUUCUGUUUGCUCGAUUGAAUGGCUUUGACGGUAAAAGUAUGGAGAACAGGGUAGAUGCGUUAAUAAAAAUGUUAAACUUUAAUGAAGCUGACAAACAAUCUCAGUUCUACAGUGGAGGUAGUAAAAGAAAACUCUCCAUUGGCAUUGCUUUGAUAGGAUCUCCACCUUUAAUUUUUCUGGAUGAACCAACUGCUGGCGUUGAUGUUGUUUCCAAGAAGAAAAUAUGGGGUAUUAUAUCUCAAGCAAGGAUUAAAACGGGAUCUGCUGUCAUAAUUGCUACUCACAGCAUGAAAGAAUGCGAAACCUUAUGUGAUAGGCUUGGAAUAAUGGUGAAUGGUCGCUUUCGAUGCUUUGGUUCUGUUGAGCAAUUAAAAUCAAAGUAUGGUAAAGGAUAUACUCUUACAAUCAAGACAAAAAGGGAAGCCCGUGAAGAUUUCCAAACUAUGGGGCGAAUAAAAGCAUUUGUAAUUUGCAACUUGCCAGGAGCACAACUAAAAACGGAGCAUCAAGACAUGCUUCAGUAUCAUAUCGUUGAUCCUACCAUCAGUUUAAGUAAUCUGUUCAGGUUAAUGGAUGAAAUGAAGACUCAGUUCGAUUUAAAAGACUGUUUAAUAAGUGACACAUCUCUUGAGCAAAUAUUUUUGUCGUUAGCCAGAGCUCAAAACCAUUCUGCGUAAUUACCUUUUCCUCAUCGUUACAAUAUUAGUAAUACUUUUUUCUCUUGCAACGCUGUUUGUGUGCCCUUUUGCCACAGCAUUUGGAAUGUUUUAAAUAUUGUUUAAGAGCUUUGUACAUACUCAUUGGAAUAUUUUUCGAGGGAAAAAAAUGUAUCAUUUAUAUGCAUCUUACAAGUAAAAAUUAUGUAUUUUAAAAUUAAUGCUUUAUGAAAACAUUUUUACUGUGCUUGUAUUAUAAAAUUCCAAAAUUGCUAAAUUUGAAACUUUAUAUUCAACCUAUAAAAUAUGUUUGAGAUUUCAUAAAAUUUAGCUCAUUAACUAACUUAAGUAUCGCUUGUGAUUUUCACCAACACUUAUCGUUGUGCCACGAAGAAUCAACGUGUUCUUCAACAUUUAUAUGCAUAGUAGUAAGCGUUUAACGAAUCAAAUAAUGCUUCAAAAAUGUUCGCACUGGCGUUCAUCACCGGUGGGUCAUGCUCGAGUCUCCCGUCAGCCGUCGUGUAUCAACUGUGGGUCACACUUGAAUCUCGCAUCAGAUGGCCUGUAUCGCUGGUGUCGAUGCGUAAAUCAAACACGCUGCGUGAUUAACAAAAUCCUGUUUGAAAAAGUUGAGAGUAUUCUUGAUUGUUGAUGUAUUUUUCUUGCUUCUAUUUACAGAAUCAUCACGAAUCACUUAUUUUCAUAUCCAUGUUAUCUAUUAUUUAUAUGGGCAAAAAUUAAAAAGGAAAAAAAUUCUGACCACCUUUAUAGUUUCUCUAACUGGAAAAAAAUGUCUAGUCAGGAUGACAAAAACGGCACGAUUUACACAACUUGCAAACCAAGCGUACGAACAGUGGCAUAUACAGUGUCUGAAUAAGGGAUAGUACCAUGCCGCCAGGUGAAGCAAAGCGUGAAUUCGAGCACUGCCUCGCAACGAAAAAUAUGAAUACCGACGCCGACGUGUAAGUGUUAAAUUAAAAUGACCAACCAUUAUACCUGUGAUAUAACGCUCAACUCUUUCAAUCCCCAAUGGUUCAAAUAAAUUUUUUGAUGCAUUAAUAUUGAUGUUAAUUCUCUAAAAGUUUUUGAUUUAUCAAUGAUCUUCCUCAGAUUAUUUAUGUUUACUUUCAUUUUCAAAAACACUGCUUGUAAACGUAAGCAUUGAUCAGCUCAGUGCGUCUGUAAUGAUUUAAAAUCGAAAUA